Molecule: messenger RNA, 5625 nt
Organism: Anguilla anguilla (European eel)
Lineage: Eukaryota; Metazoa; Chordata; Actinopteri; Anguilliformes; Anguillidae
Product: ephrin type-A receptor 3
Exons: 17
Coding region: 66-2993 (975 amino acids)
Biological process (GO): cell surface receptor protein tyrosine kinase signaling pathway; protein phosphorylation; axon guidance
Cellular component (GO): neuron projection; plasma membrane
Molecular function (GO): transmembrane-ephrin receptor activity; ATP binding; protein binding
Source: RefSeq, a predicted model, not a curated record
CUCGCUCGCGCUGGAGGCUCAGUAAGUUUGUGCACAGGGAUGCGGGCGCACAGAGAAGCCUGAAAAUGGCUCUCCAUUGGAUUUAUUCAUCCCUUCUCACCAUUAUCUUGCUCAUACCUACCCAGGCCUUACGGAAUUAUCCGGACAACGAAGUUACUCUGCUAGACUCCAUGUCCGCCCUGGGAGAUCUGGGCUGGGAGGCGUACCCUGCUGAAGGGUGGGAGGAGAUCAGCGUGAUGGACGAGAGGAACACGCCCAUGCGCACCUACCAGGUGUGCAACGUGAUGGAGGCCAACCAGAACAACUGGCUGCGCACCAGCCACAUCCCGCGCGACGGGGCCCAGCGGGUCUACAUCGAGAUCAAGUUCACCCUCCGCGACUGCAACAGCCUGCCCGGGGUGCCGGGCACCUGCAAGGAGACCUUCAACAUGUACUACUACGAGUCCAACAACGCCAACCUGUGGUUCAUCAAGGAGAGCCAGUACGUCAAGAUCGACACCAUCGCCGCCGACGAGAGCUUCACCCAGGUGGACGUGGGCGACCGCGUGAUGAAGCUCAACACCGAGGUGCGGGACGUCAGCAACCUGAGCAAGAAGGGCUUCUACCUGGCCUUCCAGGACGUGGGCGCCUGCAUCGCCCUGGUGUCGGUGCGCGUCUUCUACAAGAAGUGCCCGCUGACGGUGCUCAACCUGGCGCGCUUCCCCGACACGGUGACGGGCGGCGACUCGGCCCUGGUGGAGGUGCGGGGCGCCUGCGUGGACGACUCGGAGGAGCUGGAGGCCCCGCGCAUGUACUGCAGCGCCGACGGCGGCUGGCUGGUGCCCAUCGGGCGCUGCGUCUGCAAGGCGGGCUUCGGGGAGCACGAGGGCCGCUGCCAGCCCUGCAGGCCGGGAUUCUACAAGGCCUCGGCCCUGGACGCCUACUGUGCCAAGUGCCCCCCCCACAGCCACUCCCCCCAGGACAGGGCCUCGGAGUGCGCCUGCGAGAAGGGCUACUACCGCGCCGAGCUGGACCCCCGCUCCAUGGCCUGCACCAGGCCUCCCUCGACCCCCGAGAGCCCCAUGUCCACCAUCAAUGAAACCUCGGUGACCUUGGAGUGGAGCCCACCCCGCGACAGCGGCGGCCGGGGGGACGUCACCUACAGCAUCCACUGCAGGAAGUGCUCGGAGGACGGCAGGAAGUGCGGCCCCUGCGGGAGCGGGCCCCACUUCGUCCCCCGUCAGUUCGGCCUGUCCCUCCCCAAGGUGCAGGUGACCGACCUGCUGCCCCACACCAACUACACCUUCAGCAUCGAGGCCCUGAACGGCGUGUCCGACCUGAGCCCCAGUCCCCGGCAACUCGUCUCCGUCAACAUCACCACCAGCCAGACGGUGAGUGUGAUCCUGAAGGAGAGGAAGAGCAAAGACAGCAUCACACUCACAUGGCAGGGGCCAGAGAGGGCCAAUGGGGCCAUUGUGGAAUACGAGGUCAUCUACUACGAGAAGAACCAGAGAGACCAGAACUACACGGUCCUGAAGACCAAGUCCAACGUGAUGACCGUGGACGGGCUGAAGCCCGGCACCACCUAUGUGUUCCGUGUGAGGGCGCGCACAGACGGCGGCUACGGGAAUUACGGCGGGGAGAUCGAACUGGAGACCAGUCACGAGGACAUGCUAGCCAUUGGAGAUCCCAACCAGUCCACCAUCCUGGCUGUGUCCAUUGCAGGAGGCAUCGUGCUGCUUGUGCUCUUGGUCGCAUGCUUCGUUGUGAGCGGGAGACACUGUGGGUACAUAAAAGCAAAGCAGGACCCUGAUGAAGAAAAGAUGCAAUUUCAGCAUGGAAGAGUCAACCUCCCGGGGAGCAGGACAUACAUUCACCCCCACACGUACGAGGACCCCAAUCAAGCCAUCCGCGAUUUCGCCAAGGAGAUCGACGUCUCCAGCAUCCGCAUCGAGCGAGUGAUAGGCGCAGGUGAGUUCGGGGAGGUGUGCAGCGGGCGCCUGAAACUGCCCAGCAAGCGCGAGAUCUACGUGGCCAUCAAGAGCCUGAAGGCGGGCUACUCAGAACAGCAGAGGCGGGACUUCCUGAGCGAGGCCAGCAUCAUGGGCCAAUUCGACCACCCCAACAUCAUCCGCCUGGAGGGCGUGGUCACCAGAUGUAAGCCAGUGAUGAUAAUUACUGAAUACAUGGAGAACGGGUCCUUGGAUACCUUCCUGAAGAAACACGACGGCCAGUUCACGGUCAUCCAGCUGGUGGGGAUGCUGAGGGGCAUCGCCGCCGGCAUGAGCUACCUCUCGGAGAUGAACUACGUCCACAGAGACCUGGCCGCGCGCAACAUCCUGGUCAACAGCAACCUGGUGUGCAAGGUGUCCGACUUCGGGCUGUCGCGCGUGCUGGAGGACGACCCCGAAGCGGCCUACACCACCAGGGGGGGGAAGAUUCCUAUUCGCUGGACGGCGCCAGAGGCCAUCGCAUACAGGAAGUUCACCUCCGCCAGCGACGUGUGGAGCUACGGCAUUGUCAUGUGGGAGGUCAUUUCCUACGGGGAACGCCCUUACUGGGAGAUGUCCAAUCAGGAUGUGAUAAAGGCGAUAGAUGAGGGCUACCGCCUGCCCGCCCCCAUGGACUGCCCGGUGGUCCUGCACCAGCUGAUGCUGGACUGCUGGGAGAAGGGGCGCAGCGAUCGGCCCAAGUUCGCCCAGAUCGUCGCCUCCCUAGACAAGCUCAUCCGUAACCCCAGCAGCCUCAGGCAGCUGGCCAACAGUUCCGUCUGGGACGACCCGCCCACGCCGGAACCCAACAUCAGCACGGUGGACGACUGGCUCGAGUCCAUCAAGAUGGGUCAAUACAAGGAGCACUUCUCUGGCGCAGGCUACACCAGCCUGGACUCAGUGCUCUAUGUCAACAUGAGUGACUUGGGAAGAUUGGGUGUGGUUCUGGCAGGACACCAGAAGAAAAUACUCAGCAGUAUACAAAUCCUGCAGGCACAGCAAGGGAAUCACGUCCACGUAUAACCCCCCCCCCCCCCCCCCCCACCCAACGGUCACGAUGACCCCUCUGCCCCGACCCCCUCUCCCAGGGAAAAGAGCCUCCAUGCUUGUGUUCUGAGUGCGUCUUUUUUCACCAGCCAUCCCACAUCUGUACAUCCGUCCGUCUGUCCGUCUGUCCAUCCGUCCCUGCACGCAGACCCUCGGUAAACCCCAGACGGGAGCUGUGAUCGGGGACCGGGUUAGAAACUGUCACUCAACAAAAAAAAAAAAAAAAAAAAAGAAGAAGAGAAAACAAAAAAAAACAAGACAUUUACUAGUGCUGCUUGUGCAGGUUUGUGUGAAGUUGUGCGUACAUCAUGCGUUGCUGUUUAAUCUGGUUGUUUUGCUUUGGGGUUUUCAUAUUAUUUACCUCAGAAGUAAGGAAAUCUUGUCUGUACAGAGCAGUGUUUUUAAAGUGUGCGCUGUUCGUCUGUUCAGAAGUGAAAUUUCAAACUUCAAACUCUAUUGCUCCAAGGGACCAGAUCACAUGACAAACAAUGGGAUUCAAAGAGCCUCAUCUCACGCCUGACCUGAUUACAUGAGGGUGCAGAUUUUUAUUUCAUGUCGUUUUGCGAACACCACUUUACAGGUACUUUUUCCUUCUGUCCCAGAAACUCAACUCGUAUUCACAGGUUAUAAUAUAGAGCCACGGUGUAUAUAUUCGCCCCAUGUUCGUACAGUAACCUCUCCUGAUAUCCUUGUUUCGAGGUCGGCAUGAAAUACUGAUGAAAGAGGUAUGUGUGGAUGUAAGACCCCCACAGUCAGUGUCUUACUGUCCCAAGUGAUCAAAGUCCGUUCCUUCAUUGGCCCCCGUUACGACCUCCACGCCCGCGCCUGACCGGAGGGACCGGAGGUAGCCAGCUAACAGAACUGUGGCCCAUCGCGCCAGUCAGCGGUGCUGGAGGGGAGCUUCCCCGGUCAGGCAGGAUGUCCGGCCGCGGCUCCCCUUUGACGCGCGUAACCGCAGGAGGUGCGGAGCGUAGUAAGCGCGUCGCGGGCAAACCAUUAACUUAGUGGCAAUAUCUCCCCAGUGUGGAAUGUAUGUCUCUUUGGGACGAUACGCUUUGUCCCAGUUUCGCUUGUCUCUUCCAGACCGCUCACACACAGUCCCCCUCAGAAGACGUUUCAGUGCUUCCAGGUUAAACACAGACAAGCAGAUAGCAGACAUAAGAGCAAAUCAGGUCUAGGACGUACUACGGGAACCAGAGAAUGAUUUUUUGUGAAGUUUGUGCGUGUGUGGGCAUGUGCGCGUUUGUGUGCGUGUGUGCGUGUGCUGAUAGGGUAUGGUUCCAUUUGCAGAAAGCUUUGCUUGAAUGAUUCUUGAACAUUGUCAAUGGCCUGCACGAUAUAGAAUGUAUAUUUGUUGCAAAAGUGUGUGGCCUUGUGUCAUUUUAAGAGCCAGUUCUCAACUGUCCAUUUCCUCACAGUUUUACAGACAGUUUCCGUUCUGUUGCUUACCUGGAAAAACAAAGGGAAACGACUUCAUUGCGUCUGAAGAGUGCGAUGUGACCCAUAGCAUAUUUAAUGAUGAGUACUGAAGUCUCUCACAACUGAAGGAAUCCAGGAAGUUUAUGUGGAGUGUGCAGCCAAGCCACGUCCAUGCCCUGUUUUCUUCUCCCCCACAACAGAGCACCAUACCUUCUCACGACAAAGGAGAUGUUACCAUACCCGACUUCAAGAUUUAAAAGGAAAAAAAAAAGAUUGUACCAUAGUGUAAAAAAUGUACAGUGUUGACUUAAAACUCUAGAAUGUUUGUAAGUAUGAACUUUUUCUUUAGAACGAAGAGAAAAUCUAGCUGUGAAUUAAGGCUAGACAACCCCCCCCCCAUGUGUGUUCCCCCCACCCUUCCCUCCCUGCCCCCCUCCCACCGAGCUUUGAUGUUGGAGGAGCACUGGUGUGUGAGUGUAGCAUGGAUGCUAAGCUCCGUCUAUCUAUUGAAAAACCCCUGCGACGUGUCACAGCCUUGCAUUGUUCACUGUGGCAUUGGUCCUGAUGCGAUGAUGUCGCAGUGCUGCAGGAACAGCCGUGAGGUCGUGACACAUUAGCUGGGAGAUAAUGGUGCCUGCAGUUUUACUGAAGCGCUCAACUCAUCUUCACAGUGUUCAGAUGCCUCCCUGGCAAGCCCUUCAGAAACAAUAUCUUCACUCGUGAAACCCUUAAAUUUAAACCCCAUAAAUUGAUGCAUUUGUGCUGACUUUGCAUAAAUUUCUUUGACCCAGAACCUGAUUUUCAGCGAUGUGCUGAAAGGCUGUAUUAUUAGCGGUUGGGUCGAUGAGGAGCGGGGUACUGGUUCAUUCCAAAAGUGGAAAAAUAGAGUUUGGGCCUUUAUAAAUUAUAGAUAUGAAUAUGAUUUGUGUGUAAACGAGCACAGGCUGAAGGCUUCGCACGCUGCUCUGGGGACUGGUGUAGCACAUUUCUGCCAGCCACGGCUUCUGGCAAGGCAGCCCAAUCUCACCACUGCAGGAGGUCGGAGGUCACCUGUCUGUGACUGACCCUGCCACGGACUGCGUUCGCAGGAAAAUAAAUUAAUAAACAAGCUUGAAAAAGUGUUACUCACCAAAAAAAUAAAAUCCUUCAUCAAGGUGUUCCCAUGGUUACCUCCGCAUCCCACUCUCAC